AUGGCGUCCCUGGGAGACGACCUUCUCGGUACUGUCAACAAGUUGCAAGACUUGGUCUUCAACACCAUCGGCAGCGACUCGCUUGAUCUUCCCCAGAUUGUCGUUGUCGGUUCGCAGUCGGCCGGGAAAUCCUCCGUUCUCGAAAACAUUGUCGGCCGUGACUUCCUACCCCGCGGGAGUGGCAUUGUGACCAGGCGGCCUCUGAUCCUGCAGCUGAUCAACGUACCCGAAGACGAGGAUGCAUCCGACCCUCUGUCAGAUCCAUACAGGUCUCCCGAUAUUGCCAGACGAUCCGAAUGGGCCGAGUUUCACCACAUACCGAACCGUCGCUUCAAUGACUUCUCCGACGUGAAGCGCGAGAUCGAGAAUGAGACAUCACGUGUGGCGGGCAACAAUAAGGGAAUCAACCGACAGCCUAUUAACCUCAAAAUCUACUCGCCGCAUGUGCUCAACCUGACUCUCGUCGACCUUCCUGGACUCACAAAGGUUCCUAUUGGCGACCAGCCAACCGACAUUGAGAAGCAAACACGCAACCUCAUCUCGGAGUACAUUGCAAAGCCAAACAGCAUCAUCCUCGCCGUCUCACCCGCCAAUGUCGAUAUUGUAAACUCGGAGGCGUUGAAGCUUGCCCGGCAUGUCGAUCCGCUGGGAAGGAGGACGAUUGGCGUACUUACUAAGGUGGAUCUCAUGGAUCACGGAACAAACGCGUUGGAUAUAUUGUCUGGACGUGUGUACCCGUUGAAGCUGGGCUUCAUUGGCGUUGUCAACCGCUCCCAGCAAGACAUUCAGGGCAGCAAGCCCAUGGAGGAGGCUUUGAAGGCCGAGUCUGAGUUUUUCAGGCAUCAUCCAGCCUACCGCAACAUUUCUAGCAGAUGCGGCACUCACUUCCUGGCAAAGACUCUGAACACGACCCUCAUGGCUCACAUUCGUGAGCGCAUGCCCGACAUCAAAGCACGCCUCAACACUUUGAUGGGACAGACUCAACAAGAGUUAGCAAGCUACGGGGACAUGCAUUUCAGCGGCAAGGAACACCGUGGAUCCCUCAUUCUGACACAGAUGACACGAUUUGCCACCUCCUUCAUCUCUUCCAUCGAUGGCACCUCGACCGAGAUUUCCACCAAGGAACUGUGUGGUGGGGCUCGCAUCUACUACAUCUUCAACUCCGUCUUCGGCAGCUCUCUCGAGUCCAUUGACCCGACGUCCAACCUUUCGGCGCUUGAUAUUCGAACCGCUAUUCGUAACUCGACCGGGCCCCGCCCUAGUUUAUUCGUGCCAGAAAUGGCCUUUGACCUUCUCGUCAAGCCCCAAAUCAAGCUUCUCGAAGUCCCUAGCCAGCGUUGUGUUGAGCUUGUCUACGAAGAGCUCAUCAAGAUAUGCCACACGUGUGGCUCCACCGAGCUGUCUCGCUUUCCGAGGCUGCAAGCCAAGCUGAUCGAGGUUGUUUCUGAUCUGCUGCGCGAGCGUUUGGGGCCAACUUCUGGCUAUGUCGAAUCCUUGAUUUCGAUCCAGCGGGCGUACAUCAACACUAAUCACCCUAACUUCCUGGGUGCCGCAGCCGCCAUGAGUCACGUUGUCAGCAACAAGCAAGAGAGGGAGCGAAAGCGCCUCAUUCAAGAAGAGCGAGAGAAGCGAGAAAAGAGGCGUCUCAAAGAGCUGGGCACUAAUGGGACUGAGGGACCCGACGAGGAAGAGGUGGAAUCGACAGUUACUGAAAAGGCCGACUCCAAUGCUUUGCGGAAGCAGGCAAGCAAGGGAGCGCGCAGUCUAUCGCCGGGCGUGCGUGAAAAUGGCACCACCGGCCUGAACGCCGCUCUUAACGGCGCACGAUCAGCUUCGCCAUCGAGAUUCAACGAUAAGGGCCUGGGAGGUGCACGUGACUCAUUUCUGACUUACUUCUUUGGCAAAGACGGAGCCUCGCCCAUCGGGGUCUCUCCUUCGUCCAACUCGUCUAUUGCCCGACAUGUCAGCCAAAGCUCUGAGCCAACAUUCUCACAGAGUAUUCGCCGAGCCGAAGACAAGGUGGCGUUGCGCGCGCCAGCACAAGCCUCAGCCCGCGACGAGCUGGAGUUUGGCAAGGCCGCGCAGUCUGUCGAUUAUGGGUCUCUAUUCGGUACGGCCAGCGGCGAGCCGGCCAUGACUGAGCGGGAAGCGAUGGAGACAGAGCUCAUCCGAGCACUCAUCUCUUCCUACUUCAACAUCGUGCGUGAGUCUAUUGCGGACCAAGUCCCUAAGGCCGUCAUGCAUCUGUUGGUAAAUCACUGCAAGGAUGUGGUCCAGAACCGGCUUGUCAGUGAGCUGUACAAGGAGACACUCUUCGAGGAGCUCUUGUACGAAGACGACGGUGUCAAGAAGGAGCGCGAGAAGUGCGAGAAGCUGCUUCAAACAUACAGAGAAGCGGCCAAAAUUAUUGGUGAAGUGUUAUAG
Molecule: messenger RNA, 2424 nt
Organism: Colletotrichum higginsianum IMI 349063
Lineage: Eukaryota; Fungi; Ascomycota; Sordariomycetes; Glomerellales; Glomerellaceae
Product: Dynamin central region
Exons: 4
Coding region: 1-2424 (807 amino acids)
Biological process (GO): peroxisome fission; mitochondrial fission
Cellular component (GO): peroxisome; microtubule; cytoplasm
Molecular function (GO): GTP binding; microtubule binding; GTPase activity
Source: RefSeq, a predicted model, not a curated record